UAAACCCCUUCCGUGUGACUUAAAAAAAUCAUUUUAUAACGACACACGGCAUUUGUAACUGACUUUCCCCCCAGUUGAAGAUGUCUACAUUUUUCAAAUUUGUGUAAUUUUGGGGUGGAAAAAAACCAGCAUUGACAGCUGUGAUUUGGCUUGCCAAAAAUAAAUUGCUUGAACUGAGACUUGUGAAUGGUGGUGUGAGGGCUUUCCUUGCUGUAAUUUAGAACACUAAAUUUAGAACUGUUUUUCCUAAUGCAUAGCUUGGUUUUUACCUUUGCUGUCUUAGUAGUUUGUUAUAUGGGAUACCAUUCUUUUUUCAAGACUGAAAAAUCACAGAUUGCAUCUGAAGUUCAAAAAUGAUGUUGUCAUGCUAAGUCACUUAUUCUGGGCAAAUUGUCAUCAAGGAUAACCUAAUGGGUCAGUUAAAUGAAAGCAUGGACCAUGGGGGAGUUGGACCAUAUGAACUUGGCAUGGAACAUUGUGAAAAAUUUGAAAUUUCAGAAACUAGUGUGAACAGAGGGCCAGAAAAAAUCAGACCAGAAUGUUUUGAGCUACUUCGGGUACUUGGUAAAGGGGGCUAUGGAAAGGUUUUUCAAGUGCGAAAAGUAACAGGAGCAAAUACUGGGAAAAUAUUUGCCAUGAAGGUGCUUAAAAAGGCAAUGAUAGUAAGAAAUGCUAAAGAUACAGCUCAUACAAAAGCAGAGCGGAAUAUUCUGGAGGAAGUAAAGCAUCCCUUCAUUGUGGAUUUAAUUUAUGCCUUUCAGACCGGUGGAAAACUCUACCUCAUCCUUGAGUAUCUCAGUGGAGGAGAAUUAUUUAUGCAGUUAGAAAGAGAGGGAAUUUUUAUGGAAGACACAGCCUGCUUUUACUUGGCAGAAAUCUCCAUGGCUUUGGGGCAUUUACAUCAAAAGGGGAUCAUCUACAGAGACCUGAAGCCGGAGAAUAUCAUGCUUAAUCACCAAGGUCAUGUGAAACUAACAGACUUUGGACUAUGCAAAGAAUCGAUUCAUGAUGGAACAGUCACACACACAUUUUGUGGAACAAUAGAAUACAUGGCCCCUGAAAUCUUGAUGAGAAGUGGCCACAAUCGUGCUGUGGAUUGGUGGAGUUUGGGAGCAUUAAUGUAUGACAUGCUGACUGGAGCACCCCCAUUCACUGGGGAGAAUAGAAAGAAAACAAUUGACAAAAUCCUCAAAUGUAAACUCAAUUUGCCUCCCUACCUCACACAAGAAGCCAGAGAUCUGCUUAAAAAGCUGCUGAAAAGAAAUGCUGCUUCUCGUCUUGGAGCUGGUCCUGGGGAUGCUGGAGAAGUUCAAGCUCAUCCAUUUUUCAGGCAUAUUAACUGGGAAGAACUGCUGGCUCGGAAGGUGGAGCCUCCCUUUAAACCUCUGUUGCAAUCCGAAGAGGAUGUGAGUCAGUUUGAUUCAAAGUUUACACGCCAGACACCUGUUGACAGUCCAGAUGACUCCACUCUCAGUGAAAGUGCCAACCAGGUCUUUCUGGGUUUUACAUAUGUGGCUCCAUCUGUACUUGAAAGCGUGAAAGAAAAGUUUUCCUUUGAACCAAAAAUCCGAUCACCUCGAAGAUUUAUUGGCAGCCCACGAACACCUGUCAGCCCAGUCAAAUUUUCUCCUGGGGAUUUCUGGGGAAGAGGUGCUUCAGCCAGCACGACGAAUACUCAGACGCCUGUGGAAUACCCAAUGGAAACAAGUGGAAUAGAGCAGAUGGAUGUGACAAUGAGUGGGGAAGCUUCAGCACCACUUCCAAUACGACAGCCGAACUCUGGGCCAUACAAAAAACAAGCUUUUCCCAUGAUCUCCAAACGACCAGAGCACCUGCGUAUGAAUCUAUGACAGAGCAAUGCUUUUAUUGAAUUUAAGGCAAAAAAAGUAGGGAUAGGAUGUGUGAGCAUCCUGCAAGGUAAAACAAGAAGACUCAAAAUGACAGUCUCAAAGAGUCAGUGUCAUUACAUGGAACACUUUGGACAGAGGAAAAAUAAACAUGGAUUUUUAAAAAUCAAAUCAAUGGUGCAAAAAAAACUUAAGCAAAAUAGUAUUGCAGAACUCUUAGGCACAUCAGUUAAUUGAUUCCUAGUGACAUCUUCUCAACCGAAUCAAGGAUUUUCACGUUGAUGGCUCAAAACUGACAGUAUUAAGGGUAGGAUGUUGCUUCUGAAUCAUCGUUGCAUUCUGAUUGUGUCGAAGAAGGGUUAUCCUUUCAUUAGGCAAAAUCUGAAAUUGCCUGUAAUACUUGCAACUAAGGACAAAUUAGCAUGCAAGCUUGUUCAAACUUUUCCAGCAACAUGGAAUCAAAGACAAAAGAAACUUACUGAUUGAUGUUUUACGUGCAAACAACCUGAAUCUUUUUUUUAUAUAAAUAUAUAUUUUUCAAAUAGAUUUUUGAUUCAGCUCAUUAUGGAAAACAUCCCAAACUUUAAAAUGCGAAAUUACUGGUUGGUGUGAAGAAAGCCAAACAACUUCUGUUUCUUCUCUUGGUGAAGUAAUAAAAAUGCAAAUGAAUCAUUGUUAACCACAGCUGUGGCUUGUUUGAGGGAUUGGGGUGGACUCCGGGUUUAUUUCAGUAACCCAGCUGCAAUACCUGUCUGUAAUACUAGAAAAAAAAAUGAAUCUAUUUAAUCAUUUCUACUUACAGUACAGCUAUGUGCUAAGCGUAACUGGAAGCCUUGGGAUGGGCAUAAGUUGUAUGUCCUACAUUUCAUUCUUGUCCUGGGCCUACAUUGCACUGGAAAAAUAUCACCACCUGUUCUUAUACCAGUAUUUGGUUCAAGAUACGAAUUGUGUUCAGCCCAUGGCUGAAGAAGGACGGAAGAGUCAGGAUAAAAUGCAUAUCGAGGGCGGCAAAGUGAGGGAGAUAGGGAGAUUCAGGGGAAGAGGGUGUUGCCAUCAUCUACUCUGUCUAAUCUCUACAGCAAAUUGGUAAGGUUUUAAGUUUUACUUAUUUUUACUGUUGUUGCCAUCUACUUUCUUACAUUUUUUUCCCUCAACAGUUUUAAAAGGAAAAAAAGGUAUUUUUUUCCUCCUAUACUGGGGCUACAUUUUUUGAUUGUAAAAAUAUUUGAUGGCCUUUUGAUGAAUGUCUUCCACAGUGAAUAAGAAAACUUAGUGGCUUAAUUUAGGAAAUAUGUUAACAAGACACUAUGUUUUUGAAGUCGUAACAAAAAUCUUCCUAAGUGAUUUACAGGUUCAAAGAAUAAAAAUAAAGGUAACUUUACCUUUCUUAAAUACUUCCUGCCUUAAAGAGAGCAUUUCCAUGACUUUAGCUGGUGAAAGGGUUUAAUAUCUGCAGAGCUUUAUAAAAAUAUAUUUCAGUGCAUACUGGUAUAAUAGCUGAUCAUGCAGUUACAGUUGAGUCUUAUCACUUCUUUUUGUUUGUUUUUAUAUGUCUUCAGUCUGAGUGUGCAAAGUCAAUUUGUAUAUUUUGCAACCCUAUGAUUUUUUAAAAUAGAUGCUGCUUGUUAUGUUCAACAAACCUUUUUGAGCCAUAGGAUCCAAGCCAUAAAAUUCUUUACGUAUGUUGAAUUCAGUCAGAAAAGAGCAAGUCUUUGCUUAUUUAAAUGGCAAUUCAAGUGAGAUGAUGUGAAAUCCUAUGACAUUAAGCAAAACAGAACCAUGACAAAAAUGAUUGGAAACAUAUAUAUCUUUUCAAUUGUGGCAAUAAAUGAAAGAUUUGAUAACAGUUAUCUUUGGACAGUAAGCCUUUUUUUUAAAAUCACUCCCUCUAGACCCCCUCCUUCCCUUAUUGCAGCAGUGUACUGAAAACUUUGAUUGCAGCUAAUAAAUUUGAAGCUACAAUAAUAAGGGUAGAAAUUGUACUUAAAGUACAGCUGUUUGUUCUCUAAUGGUUUAUGAUGUCUGAAAAAUCAGAACCCUAUGGUGAUAUGUACAGGCUUUAUUUCUGACUGUAAAUGGCUCAUGCUACUCUGCUUAUUUUCCAACGUGUUUACUAAUUGUAGUGUUGACUGCCUGACCAAUUCCAGUAAAAUUUUUAUACCAAAAUAUUCCUCAGUCCUGUUCGCUAUUAACAUUUGCACUGUGAUUGGCUGGCUAUAACCACACCAGAGUUCAACCAUUUUCAUAGUACCACCAGCAGUAGUGGUAAAUACUGCAACUUUUCUGCAUAGAAAGCAUUAAUUGCACACCUGCAAUCCAAACAAAUAGCUUUUCAAACUUAACAUUAAAUGAAAUUAAUUCCCUGUGCUGUGGCAAGUUUAUUGAGAAAUUGUUUCAUAAAUGGAUAUCCCUACUCUGACUGUGAAAACAUGUCAAGUGCCACUUUAGUGUCACAGACAGAAAGCACACACCUAUGCAAUAUGGCUUACCCUAUAUUUAUUUGUAAAAAUCUGAGCAUAGUUUAAAAUAUAUGAUGUCAAUAUAACUAGUCUUGAGUUUCUAAGAGGGUUCUUUAUGAUUAUUCCAGGUAAGCAUAUAAAAGAGAUUGUGUUUUUCUUUCACACUUGAUUUUCUUUGAAAUCAGCUAUUAUAAGAUAUUUUUUUAUUUUAUACAUGCUGUUUUUUUAUUAAAAUAUAAUCAGAGAACUGAAGUUUACUAAUUUUGAUUUUGUAAGGUUUGUAGCAUUACAGAAUAAACAGAUUUAUAAACCAGCUGUGAUUAACAAUGUGUAAAGUAUUAAUUAUUGAAGUUGAACCAGAUUUUUAGGAAAAUUGUUACUUUUUUCUCCUUUAUGGUCAUACCUAAUUUGAAUCCUCCAAGGAUUUUUCCAUACUAUUUUUUGAGAUCAAAGAUAAUGUGGGGGGAGAAUGUAAGUAUGAUACUCCAUAAAUUCAACAUUCUUUAAGUAAUAAUGAUUAUAAACCAGAUGUAUCUUCAAUAAUAAUGUACUGAGCCUUGGAUUUUAUAUUUAAUAUAGGACUUAACUAUUUUGGUUACUCAGUCAUAUGACUCCUGGCUUACAAGGGCUAGAUAUCUAAAGACUAUUCCCUUGAGAAAUGUUGAAUUUAUGAAGAACGGAUUUUGAGACUUUGAAAAUGGUAGACACUAGCAAGCUGAACAAAAACAAUUAUAAAGCUGUUUGUCACACCAUGACCUGUGGGCUGUUGUUGAUUGAUACAAAACUUUUCUUGUGUGAUUCCUAAUAUACCACUACAGCACAAGUAUUAUCUUAGUGGAUUAUCUGAAGUAACGUCUGGAAGAUGGGUUCAUCUGUGUUUGCUCUUUAAACUAUUAUUUUUUCCCUGUCCCAAGUUGGCUUUGUAUCUAUCAGAGUAAAUUAAUUCUUCAGCUGCCUUAUUAGGAGUGCUAUGAGGGUAACACCUUUUCUGCUUUUCAUCUUGUAUUUAGUUUACUGUAUUAAGUAUUUGAUUUCAGAUUGAAUGAAUGUAAAUAGAAAAUUAAAUGCAAAUUUGAAUGAAUAUAAAAUAGACGUGAUUUUUUUAAAAUUCCAAGACAAGAUAUCAAUCAGGUGCACAAAUGGUUUCAAUAAUGUUUUUCAUUAACAUGCCAAAUGUGUUCAGCUUCUCAUAUUUAAUAAACUACUUAUAUAUGUGAGGAAUGACAGUUGUUAGAAACUGUUCUCUGCUGAGAAAGCGAAGCUACUUAAAUUUAUAACAAGUGUUAGUACUGAAUUUAUAUAUUAGAUGUUACAUAUCUGUAAUUUCCAAGUUCUGUCGAAUAGGUUACUUAAAAAAAAAUUCAAUUUUGAAGUUAUGUGAAAAAAAUAGCUUCAUGUAAAAACACUAGGAAGACUUUGUCUUGUUAACUGCAUUUGAUUAUUUGAUGUGUAUGCACAAUGUAAUGCACAAAUCUGUUUUUAACUAAUGUCUCAAUAUAUCUAGUGUAAGAUUGGUGUUUUGUAUAAGCUAUUUAAAUUCCUCCACACUUACCAAGAUUAUUUCUCUAUAGACAUUCUCAAACUGGCUUUACUUUUUUAUGAAACAUUAUAGUGACUCUUAAUAUUCAUAAAACAGUCUUUCAGAGGGUGUGAUCUGGAUUCACAGAAUAAAUGGGUUAAAGAUCUA
This is a messenger RNA of Manis javanica (Malayan pangolin), 5993 nucleotides long. The record is from RefSeq and is a predicted model, not a curated record. NCBI's taxonomy places the organism in Eukaryota, Metazoa, Chordata, Mammalia, Pholidota, Manidae.